CUCACCAUUUUCCCGCGGAUGUUUCCCGCUACUUCUCACUGGAAUUUUCUCGCCGAAGUAAACUGUUUCUCCCAGAUUUUUCUCUCAUUUUCUUGGUCGGUGAAACUCCAUGAACUCUCGAGAUCUCGGAGUGGUCUCCACGGCCACGAUCUUUGGUGCUUUAGCUUCAGCACUUGCUUUUCGCUUCUUCUUCUUAAACCCUAAGUGGCAUAACUCUCACAGAACCGCUUCAUCUCAAAACGGCGUAGUUUCCCCGAAAUUAUCCUCUCUGGACCCUUUCGAUCCUUCGAAACGCAAAGGAUACUUAUCAUGGGACGAUUAUUUUAUGGCAAUUGCAUUUUUAUCGGCUGAGCGGUCCAAAGAUCCCAACAGGCAGGUGGGUGCCUGCUUGGUGAGUCAAAAUGGUGUAAUUCUUGGCAUUGGUUAUAAUGGAUUUCCAAGAGGUUGCUCAGAUGACAAACUUCCCUGGGCAAAGAAAUCCAAAAAUGAAGAUCCUUUGGAGACAAAGUAUCCUUAUGUUUGUCAUGCUGAAGUCAAUGCUAUCUUGAAUACAAACCAUGCAUCUGCUGCUGGGCAGAAACUUUAUGUUACCAUGUUUCCUUGCAAUGAAUGUGCGAAGAUAAUUAUUCAGUCAGGUGUGGCUGAAGUUAUAUACUUUGUGGAGAAGAAGCUAAAUGAUUCAAACAUUGCAUACAUAGCUUCACACAAAUUACUCAAAAUGGCUGGUGUUAAAGCAAGGAAAUAUCAACCUCAGAUGGACCAAAUUUUAAUAAAGUUUGAUGAACCCUAGUUUGUUUUUUAUUUUCUAGGUCUAAUUGCUUUUUGUGCCAAAA
This is a messenger RNA of Carica papaya (papaya), 833 nucleotides long. Its product is annotated as Cytidine/deoxycytidylate deaminase family protein. The record is from RefSeq and is a predicted model, not a curated record. Gene Ontology annotation, molecular function: zinc ion binding; dCMP deaminase activity. NCBI's taxonomy places the organism in Eukaryota, Viridiplantae, Streptophyta, Magnoliopsida, Brassicales, Caricaceae. Gene Ontology annotation, cellular component: cytoplasm.